This is a messenger RNA of Brenthis ino (lesser marbled fritillary), 561 nucleotides long. The record is from the annotation of a GenBank genome assembly. Lineage: Eukaryota; Metazoa; Arthropoda; Insecta; Lepidoptera; Nymphalidae.
AUGGCGUUAAAACUUAAGUACACUGACGAGCACGGCAUCCUACAUAUAGACAUGAGUCCCACACACAGCGUGACGGACAAACUGACCGAUCCUAAAUUCGACUCAAUAAACAAGCGAUUUGGACAAUACGACAUCUUCGGGGGCAAGUACGAUAGUGGGGAACCGUCUCUAUUCAGAAGCCGCUACAACAGUUUCGAAGAGGAACUUGCCAAUACGCCUUACGCCUUCACCGAACGAAGGACCAAUGAACCUAUAUUAGACAUAACUAUUGACGCUUUCGAAUCAAAAGAUCUAGAAGAUAAUCGAUUUUUCGAAAAAGAUGAAUUAUUCGGACCGAAAAUCGAUUUGAAAAAGGAUUCAUUCACUGUCACACAGUUAAUUCACGCGCAAGAUCGAUAUUACGAUCUGUCGAAGUCCAAAGGUGUUGUGAAAAGUAUAGCGAAUAGUUUCGAAGUGAAAAGUGCGCCAAGUUCGGCGAAAAGAGUGACCAAAAGUGAUGAUGCUUUUAAAGUGUUGUCGGCGAAUAGUGGGAAGAGUGUGAGAGCCGCGCUAAAGUCACCG